Messenger RNA from Condylura cristata (star-nosed mole), 2472 nucleotides. Its product is annotated as WD repeat-containing protein KIAA1875-like. The transcript is spliced from 12 exons. Lineage: Eukaryota; Metazoa; Chordata; Mammalia; Eulipotyphla; Talpidae. The record is from RefSeq and is a predicted model, not a curated record. Bases 144 to 2393 code for a protein of 749 amino acids.
CACUCCCGGCUGUGCGCCAGGCCCUGCCACGAGCCUGGCCACCCCAGCCCUGGGCCCAGCUCUGCCCGCUCCACUAGCCCGUCACCCACCUCUGCUCCUCUUCGUCCGUCCCCAGCCCAGCCGUGCCCCUGGCCCAUCAACAGAUGGCUCCCUGCUGCCAGCUGGCGCUGGGGCAGGACCUGAAGGACCUCAUCGCCCGGGACCAGGACCUCCAGCAGCUGAGAUGGGGCCUGCUGGCCCCCAAGGCCCAGCGCCCGCCCUCAGGGGAGCGGCUCCAAGAAGCUUUUGAAAACUACCUGCGCCUGAUCUAUGGCCCCUGCCUGCUGGUGGGCGUGGGGGGCCUGCAUGCUGGCGGGGAGCCACCGCAGGACAGCUCCAUGGCCUUCGCAGGGGAGGUGGGGGCCCUGUCCAGAGUUGCCCCUGGUCUCAGGCAGACGGGGUUCUUCCCUGAAGAGAGGGCAGUGCCAACAGACUGGCCCCCCCAAGCCCCUGGAGCCCUGUGCAAGCGCCUGGUUCACCUGCCUGGAGUCCUACAGCUCAGCCCACCCACGUACCAACCGGUGCACAGUCAGGCCUCCCAGCUGCUGGCCCGGUCCUCCCUGAGCUCCUGCCUGGGGCUGAGUCUGGAUCUGCUGCUGAGAGAGGAGCGCCGGCGCCAGCUGCAGCAGCGAGGGAGGACGCCUGGGGCCCAAGAGCUGCCCGCCUCGCAGCUGCAGCGCAGGGUGCCCCUGCUGCCCGAGAGGCGGCCCCAGGACCCACUCUCCAAGCUGGGGGGCUUCUUUCCCGCGACGGUCAGCUCCUGCGAGCGCCCCCGGCUGCCCAUCCACUUCCCCAGCUACGUGCCCAACUCAGUGGUGCUGCAGCGGCUGUGGCCGUGGAGCGAGGUCAGCGGCCUCGGAGCCCUCCCCGAGCUGGUGGACCGCCCAAAGAGCAAGGCACAGGCAGGUGGGGCAGGCCCGGCCGGGGCUGGCGGGUCCUGGGGCUGCGAGUGCUCACCGCCUUCUCUGCAGAGGGGCCGCAGGGAGGACAGCCUGUGGCUGCUGGGGCGCAGGCGCCACCGGAGGUGGCAGCCGAGGCCCAUCCCCGGGGACCAGGAGCCGGCGUGGGACGCGCAGUAUCUCCCCUGGUCCUCGGGCUCCGUGAGCCCCCGCAGCCAGCUCUCCGACCUGCUGGAGUCCAGGGAGCCAGAGACCCCACCCUCCGCGGAAGAGCCCCACGGCCCGCAGGACAUAGUGGCCGCGCAGACCAGCUUCCCGCCCAGGCACCUGCUCUGGGAAGACCGCUAUGAGCAACUACCCCAGUUCCUGCAUUUCUUCGUCAUCCAGAACUGGUUUAAAAAGCUGUUUCCCUUCUUCACCCUUGAGAUGUAUCCUGAGGGGGCCACGACGGGGGGCCUGGCCUCGCUGUUCAUGGACCUGCUGGCGGGCACCCCCUGGGCGGAGCGGGUGCACAUCCUGUGGGCGCUGCUGCGGCUGCUGCCCGACCUGAGCCGCGAGUUGUGCGGCCGACUGCAGCAGCUCUACCUGCCGGCGUCCUACCUGGUGAAGAGGCGGUUCGUGAUCCUGGCGCUGCAGCUGCUCCUGGCCUGCUCCCUGGACUCGCGCGAGGUGGUGCUGGAGCUCAUGGCCUACUUCCUGUGCUCGCCGGCCUCCUGCCGGUGGGAGCUCAAGCAGCUGCUGGACGGGCUGGGUCUCAAGGACCCACAGGGUUUGCUGUUCAAGGACAUGAUGAGCUGGGUGCAGGCCCACAACAUCCGCUCCAAGGCCACACUGCGCAGGUACUGCGCCCAGAAGCUGGAGACCAUGGCCCGGCAGCUGAAGGUCCAGGUGGAGCUGCUGGCCUCCUCCGCAGCCGCGUUGGCGGACAUGCUGCCCAGGGCCUCCCGGCCCUUGGCGCUUCCCUGUCCCCCGGAGGAGACCCUGUCGCGGGUGUCAGUGGUCUCCAGCACACCCUCUGGGAGCCCCUCAGUCAUCUGGAUGUCCCCGACUGCGGGCUCCCCGGGAGACCUGGAUUUGGCCACCGCGGAGCGCCUGGCCCUGCAGCUGCUCCCCGGGCCCGGGCCCUGGCCGACCCACCGCAGGCUGUCCGAUGCCCUGCUGCCCUUCGCCUCCUCCGCCCGAGCCCAGCCUGGGGCCCUCCAGCUCGGCCCGGCCCGGCCGUGGCCGCUCCUGAGGGUGGCCGCCCUGCCGCCCGCAGACCAGCGGCUGUCCCAGGACCUCUGGCGCGCAGACCACCCCAUCCGGAUGCUGAAGCUGCCCCUGCCCCGCGUGGAGCUGCGGCCCUUCCCCCCAGACUGGCCCAGGCCAGCGCGCCCGCGGCCCCCGCGGCCCCUGCAGCCCGCUCUGCAGCGCUACUUCCUGCCGGGCAACGCCGUCCCCGACCACUACCGCUGACCCCGCCGCCCGGCCUCUGCGCCCAGUCUGCUGCCCUGCCCAGGCGCAGGGCAGGAAUAAACCCAGCGACCACAGCCAG